AUGGAUGAUAAAAAAGAAAACCUUAACGAAAAUAUAUCCCAAGAAAUAGUAAAUAUAAAUAAUAAUAUAGUUGUUGAAAAGGAAAGCAAUAAAUGUACAAGCCUUUUAAACAAUAGUAGUAAUAAUAAUAAUAUAUCUGAUGAAUUACAGAACGAAAUUAACAAGAUGAUAAAGAGAAAUGUCACAUAUUUAAAUAUAAAAGAGAAUGAUAAAAAUUAUUUAAGGACAAAAAAAGUUAAUAUAAACAAAGAUAAUGUAAAAAACAAACCUAUAAGAAGAACGUACAAUAAAUUUAAAAAAGUGUCAACAAAAAAAAAUAACAAACUUAAACAAUUAACGAAAGCAGGUAGGGAUUUAGAAAAUAAAAUGUUAGAGGAAAUAAGUGAAAGAAGAAAAAAGAAUAAAAUACAAAAAGAAAAAAAGAAAGCUCAAAAAUUAGAAGGAGAACUAAAGGUUGGAAAUAUGACUGUUAUUAAAGAUAUUUCGAAAUUAAGAAAAAGUGAUAAAAAAACGAAAAAUAAAAUAUAUAAAUUGUCCUCUGAAGUUAUAAAUAAAAUUAUGAAGAAAAAGUAA
Molecule: messenger RNA, 573 nt
Organism: Plasmodium reichenowi
Lineage: Eukaryota; Apicomplexa; Aconoidasida; Haemosporida; Plasmodiidae
Exons: 1
Coding region: 1-573 (190 amino acids)
Source: RefSeq, a predicted model, not a curated record